Egretta garzetta (little egret) is the source of this 4884-nucleotide messenger RNA. It is a transcript of the gene MYB, whose product is annotated as MYB proto-oncogene, transcription factor. Lineage: Eukaryota; Metazoa; Chordata; Aves; Pelecaniformes; Ardeidae. Bases 1374 to 3683 code for a protein of 769 amino acids. Gene Ontology annotation, molecular function: DNA-binding transcription factor activity, RNA polymerase II-specific; RNA polymerase II cis-regulatory region sequence-specific DNA binding. The transcript has 15 exons. The record is from RefSeq and is a predicted model, not a curated record. Gene Ontology annotation, cellular component: nucleus. Gene Ontology annotation, biological process: regulation of DNA-templated transcription.
GCCACCCGGCCAGAGGCUCGGGGAAGGCCACACGCAUCACGGCAGGCUGUGGAAAACUUCCUCUGUGUAGCAUAGUUUUCGUGGCACAUGCCACAGGCCAGAAAACAGGGUUGAAGAUGUGAGGCGUGAUUAGCCCAGCGUCCUUUAAAAGAAUGUUACGUCUAACAGCUUUGCGCUUCAGAGGUGGUUGCAUCUUGACUAACAGUCUCUGUGCUUCACUGCAGCUUGCUUUACAAAGUGAUCUCCUGAAAGCAGGUUAACGGGAUAAACCACGCCUGAUAAUUUUAUUACAAAAUAACUUUAUUUUAAUGUCUUAGUCAUACCUUAACAUACCACAGCAUACCGUGCCAUCAGAUAGAUCGCAGUUUUUAGUCUCGUAGCGUGACGUUGUCUCCUUUCUAGCACUUGUGGCUAUCAUCUCUUAGCUGAAGUGUCAGAACUGCUGCCCGUAUCUUAGAAGCUGAAAAUAAAAUACUGCCCACCAGAAAGGCAGCUCUUGUUGCAAAACACCCGCUUGUAGUUUUAGUUAACUGGGUAGAGCAAGUGCUGUUUGUGAAAAGAGUAAUAGAGUCCUUUUUACCCAUAGAUAGCCUCUGGGGAAAUCCCUUAGUCAUGAACUAGGUGAGUAGCAGAGUAUUUCAAAAACAGUGUGAGGUAUUUAGAAAUGGAGUAGAGGUAAUAAUGCCUUAAGUUAGAGAAAUGGAGAGCAUAAAAGGGUUCAGUCACUCUUUUGUUGGUUGCAGGGUAUUAAAUACACGUGUCCUCAGCUCUUGUCCAUCCAGACCCAUAAAUGGCAGGCACGUUUUAUAUUAGACCGUUAAUGCUACCACUUACUGGCUUUGCUUUUAAGUAUAGAGAGUUUUGCCUUCACAUAUAGGGUCCAUAACUGUAUUCUCAAGCAGGGUUAUUAGGGGUUAGCCUUUUCUAUUUAUACGCAGUCUUGUUUUACUUGGGAAUGGUAUAACUCUCUGCUCUAUUAAGCAUACGAAAACGCUAAUAUUUUUCAGAAUGUACGGCACGAGUUAAAGAUUUUGAAUGUGCACUUGUGUAAUGGACACAGCCUCUAGUUCUCUUUAUUGUCCCAAACAUUGUAUUUUAAUUUGAAACCUUCAUUGGUUGAAAGUUUGCCAAAUGUGUAAUUCACCACUGAUCUAACAGUAAGAGCAGGUCUAAACAUGCACAGUAAUACGAAGGUUGCCAGCCCUUUGCUUGUAUCUGUGGAUACCAAAAACAGCAGAACCAGUUCAGAAUACUAGAACAACAGAAUGCAGAACAAAAUCUUGUUGUGCAAGUUUUAAAACUUUUAUCUGUGUAACCUUUGUAAGGAUUGUAGUGGGGUUUUUGUGCUUUGUAGUUAAGUAACACAAGUCCUCAUGUUCCACUCUGUGUCUCCCCAUGUUUCCUUCUGCAGUAUAUACAGUAGCGAUGACGACGAAGAAGAUGUUGAGAUGUAUGAUCACGAUUAUGAUGGUCUGCUUCCUAAGACUGGAAAACGUCACUUGGGAAAAACCAGGUGGACCCGCGAAGAGGAUGAGAAACUGAAGAAGCUUGUGGAGCAGAAUGGCACAGAAGACUGGAAAGUCAUUGCCAAUUUCCUUCCUAAUCGGACAGAUGUUCAGUGCCAGCACCGAUGGCAGAAGGUACUAAACCCAGAACUUAUUAAAGGUCCGUGGACUAAAGAGGAGGAUCAAAGGGUAAUAGAACUCGUGCAGAAAUACGGUCCAAAGCGCUGGUCUGUCAUUGCUAAGCAUUUGAAGGGAAGGAUUGGAAAACAGUGCAGGGAGAGGUGGCACAACCAUUUGAAUCCAGAAGUGAAGAAAACCUCCUGGACAGAAGAGGAAGAUAGAAUUAUUUACCAGGCACACAAGAGACUGGGAAACAGAUGGGCAGAAAUUGCAAAGUUGCUGCCUGGACGAACUGAUAACGCUAUCAAGAACCACUGGAAUUCCACCAUGCGCCGAAAGGUUGAGCAGGAGGGCUACCUGCAGGAGUCCUCCAAAGCCUGUCACUCCUCAGCAGCCGCUGGCUUCCAGAAGAGCAACCAUCUGAUGGCCUUUGCCCACAACCCGCCUUCUUCUGCACAGCUGCCUGUAGCCGGCCAGCCCCCGCUGAGCAGUGACUACCCCUACUACCAUAUCUCUGAGCCACAAAAUGUCCCUGGUCAGAUCCCAUAUCCAGUAGCACUGCAUGUAAAUAUUGUCAAUGUUCCUCAGCCAGCUGCUGCAGCUAUUCAGAGACACUAUAAUGAUGAAGACCCUGAGAAAGAAAAACGAAUAAAGGAAUUAGAGUUGCUACUAAUGUCGACUGAGAAUGAACUGAAAGGGCAGCAGGCAUUACCAACACAGAACCACACAUCAAACUACCCCGGCUGGCACAGCACCACAAUUGCUGACAGUACCAGGACCAGUGGUGACAAUGCACCUGUUUCCUGUUUGGGGGAACAUCACCACUGUACUCCAUCUCCACCGGUGGAUCACGGUUGCUUACCUGAGGAAAGUGCAUCCCCUGCACGGUGCAUGAUUGUUCACCAGAGCAACAUCCUGGAUAAUGUUAAGAAUCUCUUAGAAUUUGCAGAAACACUCCAGUUAAUAGACUCCGAUCCUUCAUCAUGGGGUGAUCUCAGCAGUUUUGAAUUCUUUGAAGACACAGACACUUCGGCUAGCAAAGCUCCCUCAGGCAAAGUCGUGCAGCUUCAGCAAAGCGGGGCCAGUGCUUGUAGACCUCAAGGACACCCCAUCACAAACUUGAGCAAAAUCAUGUUGAACCAGGGCUCUCCUGGCUCACCAAAGUCCUUAUCUGCCUCACAGGGCAGCAUGGCUCCGUGGGUCCUUCUUCGCAAAAGGAGAGGGCACUCCAGCCCCUUAGCCAGUGGCCACGGUAGCACCUUGGUCCUAGCUGACGUCAGCAGCUCAACUCCUCCUAAGCGCUCCCCUGUCAAAAGCCUGCCCUUCUCUCCCUCGCAGUUCUUAAACACCUCAUCCAAUCACGAAAACCUGAACCUGGACAACCCUGCGCUAACUUCCACGCCGGUGUGUGGCCAUAAGAUGGCUGUUACCACGCCCUUCCACAGGGACCAGACUUUCAAAGCUCAGAAGGAAAAUCAUGUUUUCAGAACUCCAGCAAUCAAGAGGUCGAUUUUAGAGAGCUCUCCAAGAACACCCACUCCAUUCAAAAACGCACUUGCAGCUCAGGAAAUCAAAUAUGGUCCUUUGAAGAUGCUGCCUCAAACUCCGACUCAUCUUGUAGAAGAUCUGCAGGACGUUAUCAAGCAGGAGUCGGAGGAAUCUGCAAUAGUGGCUGGGCUACAUGAAAGUGGACCCCCUUUGCUGAAGAAAAUCAAACAAGAGGUGGAGUCUCCCACAGAUAAAGCUGGAAAUUUUUUUUGCUUGAAUCACUGGGAAGGAGAAAACCUGAACACUCAGCUCUUUACACAUGCGUCUACUAUGGAAGAUGUGCCAAAUCUUCUUACCAGCUCCAUUUUAAAGAUGCCUGUAUCUGAAGAGGACAGUAGUUUUCACAAAACAUUUGCAGUACCUAGGAACAGGCCACUAGCUAGUCCUCUGCAGCAUCUGAACAACGCCUGGGAGUCAGCGUCCUGCGGGAAGAUCGAGGAUCAGAUGGCCCUGACGGAUCAGGCGCGCAAGUACAUGGCCGCCUUCCCCACCCGGACUCUGGUGAUGUGAAAGGGUCGACGGACAGAGAAGCAUUAUGGUUUUGAGAACACUUCACCUCCGCUGGGAAAUUCCUGUUUCUCUGCAUGAAAACUUUUCAUGAAUGGGAGAAGAGCCUAUCUUUGUUGUGGUACAACAGUUGGGAGCAGCACAAAGUGCAUUUAGUCACUCAGCAUAUAUAUUCUUGUUGGAUUUCACCCAACUUAAGAGGAUUUUUUUUUUUUUUGAAUAAAUGAUACUUGCCUAAAUUAUUAGGUAUUAAGUUUGAAUCAGUAAUUAAUGAUCUUCAGUGCAGACUUACGAUAAAGGUAAUUUUUUGUCCUUUUUGAGAUCAAGCAGACCUAAUACACCAGUAUUGUUAUUUCAGUGAUGUGCUAGCCAGGGGUGGGGUUUUGUUUGUUUCUUUUUUUACUUUUUUUUUUUUUUUUAAUAAUAAAAGAGCAGGUACUCAAACAUAUAUUUUAAAUCACUGAACAAAAUGCAUUGGUGUAAAAUACUGAAGUGAAAAGCAUUACUACAAACGCUAGUCUGUGCAAAAGGGGGAAAACUGAUCAAGAUCGUGAAUGCUCAAACAUCCAUGCCUCUUGAAAUACUCUUUCAUUCUGUUAUGGGUUCUAGACCAUUAUACGUUGUGUGUUUCUGUUUGGGGGGGGAAUUAGCUUGCUUUAAAAAAUAUUACUGUAUGAAACAUAGAUUUAUGAGAAAAAUUAUAUUUUUAUUCAGUAAUUUAAUUUUGUAAAUGCCAAAUGAAUACUGUGUUUUGCUGCUACAGACCUUAGCGUGUAGACAUGCUGCUAGUGUAAGAGGAGCAGUAGAGCUUUAUAUGGAAAGGAAACAAAUGUUGAUGUUAGCUAAUUGACUAUGCACUAGCAUUUCAGACUUUUUUAUUUUAAUUUUUUUUACAUCAUUUAUAUUUUUCCCCCUUUUUUUUUAUAAGCAAUAUUUUUGAACACUGUUCCUGGGAGAUUUUUUUUUUUUGUCUGGAUGUGUUGUUUUGUUUCUCAUUGGUUUGUAACAGCAUGCAUUGCACCUUCAUAUGUUUGGGAGAACACUGUCUUGUUCAUGUUGUCUGUUUUGUUCCAUGUCUAGCUAAUUGUUCCCUGACUUGGGUCUUGUGUACUGAAUCAGGUUCUUAGGAAUAUAUGGUUCUUUGUACUGCCAUACCAAAUCUUUAUCGAUAUGGCAAAACACUGAUUUUAUUUUAUUUUUUUAU